AUGAAAUUAGACACAAAGCAUCUGCGCUACCUCACACCAGAGGAUUGGCGAGUUUUGACUGCGGUGGAACUGGGAAGCAAGAAUCAUGAGAUUGUUCCCACAUCUAUCAUCGAUAGGACCGCACGGCUCCGUGGUGGUAGCAGUGGUGUGAACAGAAGUAUCUCGACACUUGCCAAGGCUGGUUUGAUCGGACGAGUCAAAGAAGCGUCUUACGACGGGUACCGGUUGACAUAUGGUGGCCUGGACUACCUUUCUCUGCACACGCACGUGCAGCGCGAUGUAGUAUACAGCGUCGGCCACCGGGUUGGUGUGGGGAAGGAGAGCGACAUUGUCAUGGUAGCCGAUCCAAAGGGCCGCCAACUGAUUCUCAAGAUCCACCGACUGGGUCGCAUUUCGUUCCGCACCGUCAAGUCAAAUCGCGACUACUUAAAAAAGCGCCAGUCUCGGGGGUCGUGGAUGUACCUCUCCCGGCUGUCGGCCAUGAAGGAGUAUGCCUUCAUGGUCGCUCUGCGCGAGCAAGGGUUCAUUGUGCCCGAGCCUAUCGCCCAAUCACGACACACAAUUGUCAUGUCCUUUAUUGACGAUGCGCUUCCGCUGCGCCAAGUAUCCAGUGUUCCUGACCCGGCCGGUCUCUAUGCGGAAUUAAUAGGCCUCAUUCUUCGUCUGGCUAGCCACGGCUUGAUUCAUGGCGACUUCAACGAGUUCAACAUUCUCAUUCAGGAGCAAAAGGUCGAAAAGGACGUAGCCGGAGGGGAGUCCGGCGGCUCAAAUGGCACAGAUGACGAGGAAGUCAUUCUCGUCCCCGUUCUCAUCGAUUUCCCGCAGAUGCUGUCUAUGGAACACAAGAACGCCGAAAUGUACUUCGACCGUGAUGUGGCCUGUGUGAAGCGCUUUUUCGAGCGUCGCUUCCACUUUAGACAUGACGAGAUGGAGGGCAGUUGA
Molecule: messenger RNA, 942 nt
Organism: Grosmannia clavigera kw1407
Lineage: Eukaryota; Fungi; Ascomycota; Sordariomycetes; Ophiostomatales; Ophiostomataceae
Product: serine/threonine-protein kinase rio2
Exons: 3
Coding region: 1-942 (313 amino acids)
Biological process (GO): protein phosphorylation; maturation of SSU-rRNA
Cellular component (GO): cytosol; preribosome, small subunit precursor; nucleus
Molecular function (GO): protein serine/threonine kinase activity; ATP binding
Source: RefSeq, a predicted model, not a curated record